AAUAUGGUCUAUAGCGGAAAGUAUGGGUUUGAAGACUUUCAUUGGCGUCAUAGCAAACUAUGCAUUUUUGCAGGGGUUUUGGCUACGGUUUCCAGCGAGGCGUCGGCUUUAUUUGUAUCAUUAAUAACUUUUGAUAGGAUUUUAGCUAUAACACGUCCAUUUUCAAACCCCCAUCUUGUAGCUAGAAGAGCCAUUUUAUUGUCGGCCUUAGCAUGGAUAGUUUCUUUGGUUUUAGCAUUGUGUCCUUUAUUUAUUCCACUUGAAGACUUCUAUGCCCAAACUGCCAUUUGUAUAUAUCUUCCUUUGUCCGUCAAAAGACAGUCAGGUUGGGAAUAUUCAAUGGUUGUUUUCAUUGGAUUCAACUUCAUUCUUUUUCUUGGCAUACUUGUUGGGCAGAUUUUUAUACUUGUUGAGGUUAUAAAAUCUGGAAGGAAAAUACAGUCCACAAACACCAAACGACGAGAAAUAUCACUAGCGAAGUCAGUUGGUGCUGUUGUUCUGACAGACCUCUUAUGCUGGAUUCCAAUCGGAAUAAUUGCUAUGAUGACAUUCUCAGGAGUAGAUGUUUCUCAGGAAGUCUACAUUUGGAUAAUAGUUCUUGUUUUACCGAUAAAUUCUGCUCUGAAUCCAAUUCUGUACACUUUGUCAGCUCUCAUAAGAGAAAGGAACAGACAAAAUCAGACUCCACAAAGAGCAGAGAUGUAGUGAUACAUGUUUAGUGUGGUGAAGGAUAAUAAUCAAUGUAAGAAAGUGAGUUUGAAAUGCGUAACAGUACCGAUAUAAAGUAACCACAAGAAACC
This is a messenger RNA of Saccostrea cuccullata (small rock oyster), 800 nucleotides long. RefSeq names its product G-protein coupled receptor GRL101-like. The transcript is spliced from 3 exons. Gene Ontology annotation, cellular component: plasma membrane. Gene Ontology annotation, biological process: adenylate cyclase-activating G protein-coupled receptor signaling pathway; activation of adenylate cyclase activity; hormone-mediated signaling pathway. Bases 4 to 705 code for a protein of 233 amino acids. The record is from RefSeq and is a predicted model, not a curated record. Gene Ontology annotation, molecular function: G protein-coupled peptide receptor activity. NCBI's taxonomy places the organism in Eukaryota, Metazoa, Mollusca, Bivalvia, Ostreida, Ostreidae.